Molecule: messenger RNA, 464 nt
Organism: Schistosoma intercalatum
Lineage: Eukaryota; Metazoa; Platyhelminthes; Trematoda; Strigeidida; Schistosomatidae
Source: the annotation of a GenBank genome assembly
AUUUAAAACUUCCGUUGGAUACUGCUUUCAUUGCUACUACCAUGAAUUAUACUCCACAGAUUUUACUGGUGAUCUUGUUGAUUGUAUUUAAAUUAGAUUACAGUACGUCUUUGAGUUGCUACACUUGCGAAACUUGUCCAGACCCAUUUAACUCUUCAUAUCCACAAGUAAACAACCAAAGUGGAUGUGCAUGGUGUGCCAAGAUUACGCUUAAAAAGCGUCGUUCUCCAAUAAGACAAUGUGCAGACAGAUGUGACUAUUUAUAUUUUUGGAAAUCAUACUCCAAGUUCUCUUAUUAUUGUUGUAAUACUGACUAUUGUAAUAAAAGUAUACAGAGUUAUGCAACUCAUCAAAUACUAAUUAUGAUUGUUAUAACACUUGUUUGUUUCUAUAUUAAUAAAAAAUAAACGAAAAAAACCCACAAAACAACGAACCUUACAAUUCGCCUAAAUCAAAUUCAUUCG